Messenger RNA from Brachypodium distachyon (stiff brome), 1127 nucleotides. RefSeq lists its product as uncharacterized. Bases 167 to 628 code for a protein of 153 amino acids. The transcript is spliced from 6 exons. The record is from RefSeq and is a predicted model, not a curated record. NCBI's taxonomy places the organism in Eukaryota, Viridiplantae, Streptophyta, Magnoliopsida, Poales, Poaceae.
GCACGCAUGGAGGCCGGAGCAGAGCGCCACGAGUCGAGUUGUUGAGCAGCAGCAGUCCUUCCCUAGACUCCCCGUCUCUUCCACCCGCCCCCCUCACCGCCGCCUACAACCGCUUCACGUGCCCUAAUCCUCGGCAGCUCUUCCUCCUUUUCCAUCCAUUCCCCAGAUGGAGCCCAAGAAGUCCUCCUCUCCUCAGCCCCAGCCCCGUACUACGGUGACCAAGAAGUCGUCACCUCCCCGCGCCGCCGCCGACACCGUCGCCGCCGGAGCCGAGUCGCCGUUGAGCAGCCUGUUCCACCCGAUGUCGCAUGGGGUGAACAGCAAAGAGCAGGAUUUGUACUCCAUUCUUUUCAAAGGGCAGAACGGGAGUGCUCAGGCUAGCGUUGCAGGUAAUGGUAAAUCUCAGUGGAGUCCUGCUAAAAGAUACGCCAAGGAUAACAAACACUCGUGUGACCCGGUUGAUACGUCGUCCUGUUUUGGUUCUUCUGUGCACUAUGGUGGUCGAGACUAUUAUGGCAGCUGCUCAGCACCUAAGCAAGCCACGGAAUACAAUGAUUAUAAGGUGGAUAAUAAGGAUCCCACCACUGAUUCUCAUGGAGACUGGUGGCAAGGCUCGUUUUACUACUGAUAAAGCUUGGUGGCCUCUCCCUGGUCAAACAAGGAAAUCGAAGGGAGGAUGUGUUGAAGCUGGUUUCCUUAAUAGUAUUGGUAACCUCUACAUAGUAUAGUCACAUUCGCUCAUCAGUGGUGGCAGUAUUUGGAUGCAUCAUCACUCCUGAGAAGAUGUAGUGUGUGCCUUUACCUUUUCCUUCCAUAGCUUGUGCUUUAGUUUUCGCAUGUAAUGAACCUACAAGCAACUAAGGGUUAGCUCUUGGUUUGCAUAAAGGGUCCUUGUUUCAUUCUGCCAAACCUGGUCAGUGUGGUCUCUGACUCCUACAUGGCAAACCUAUCUUUCUUAUACUGUUGGAUCCUCGCUCCAGACCAGAAGUGCUGGAGAAGCAGAGAUCAUUUGCAUUGUAAAACUGUACUCCUGGAAUUUCAUAGAAGUUUCAAAAAGGAUUGUUCUCAAUGUCUUUAUACUAAUAUAAAAGACUUAAUUGGUGGCCGUGGUCCAUCACUUGUAGACA